This is a messenger RNA of Plasmodium cynomolgi strain B, 2990 nucleotides long. RefSeq names its product LCCL domain. Lineage: Eukaryota; Apicomplexa; Aconoidasida; Haemosporida; Plasmodiidae. The record is from RefSeq and is a predicted model, not a curated record. The transcript is spliced from 3 exons. The annotation marks the transcript as partial.
AUGGCAAAGACGACGUAUUUGGCCCUGUUUUGUUUCUGCGUGCUGAAGAACAUCUCGGUGUUUGGGAGGGAUCCCGCGAGUGCACUCGAGAGGAUAACAGAGUUUAGGCAGCAGCACAGGAAGACCCUGGACGGGAGGCUAUGCGCUGCUGCGUUUCUGCACGACGACCAGACGUACACGGACUGCACGAAUGCGACUUCUCCCGAUGGGACCAGCGGGAGAGAAUGGUGUUACGUCGAAGUGCAGCUGCUGGGGAAAGGGUCCCGUGAUUGGGACUACUGUGCCAACGCUGUGAACUACGACAAGCUGAGGCUUCAUGCGAAGAAGGUGUUCGAAGACAAGUCCAUAGAAGCAGAUAGAUUGAAAGAGAGGCUACACGUGUUGAACAGCCGAGUACACAGUAUGCUGCAAAAGUAUGAUUCCGUUUGUGGAAGCAAGCAUGAACUGGUAGCCUCGAGAAUAGGAAAAAUUAACCAGUGGGUUCAAACGAGUGUAGAAUCUCUAAAACAAAUUGAAGAAAAUGCUACCGAUUUAGAUGCAACCAAAAAUAUAAUGGAUAAAGUACAAGUAGACAUGAAACGAGAAAAAAAUGACGGGUUCAUAGAUGUGGAACAGAAUUGUGAGCACUUUGAUGGUUACGAAGAGGAGCCCCACAGUGAUGGGCUUAAGGUGUCCUAUUUUAAUAACCCGUUCUUAGAAGGAAUCCCAGUAGAGAGUAAAAUGGAAAAGAAAAUAAACUUUGUUUACAGCAAUAGAGGACCAUCGGAGUUGGUCUCUCCCUAUAGAUACUCCCUCCGGUAUGAGGGUUACUUGAUGAUUCCACACAGUGGGGUGUAUACUUUUACGGUCGAGACGAACUGCUACGCUAGAUUACUGUUAAACGGGAAAGUGGUCCUUGUACAUGGUUUUGCGGAGUCAGGAAGGAACGAACACGCAGGAGUAAUGGAGGAGACACAUACGGUUGGUCGAGGGGACCAGUCCUCUUUGGAGUUCCCAAGGGGGGGGAAGAAGCCUUCCUUCUUGGACCUCCAUGGGGGAGUCUCUACCUUGGCCGAAAUGAAUGACGAACCGAGCAACGUAGUUAAGGUGUCGAAGCCGAUCGAGCUGGUCGGAGGAGAGAAGAGUAGGUUCAUCUUAGAGGUGUCCCACUCGUCUCACUUGAAGUACGAGAAUGGCGGGUUUUUCCUGCAUGGGGAUGGCGGCCCCGUUAAGAAGUCCUCUCCAGUUGGAGAAGCGACCCCAAAUGGGGACACCCCAGCAGCGGCCUCCUUCGCACUAUUUUGGCAGUCCAGCAGAAUCGACAAGCAGCCCAUUAACAGUAGCUACCUCUUCCAAGACAACGUGGUCCCACCCGUUAGGUUCUCCGCAGUUGAUGCAUACAAAUUUGACAUCGGAAUAGUAGACAAGGAGGAGCAAGUGUUUAUAGACGACACCAAUUGGGUGAUUAGCAACGUACCCAGUAAGUACCUCGGGUUGCAUCUACUGAAAACGCAUUUUAGAACCCAUUUUUCACAGUUCUCUAUAUCUAUGAACACAGGCUGUAACCUCUACAUCGCUGCACCGGUAGGGGUCAUUUUCCCCCUGAGUCCGUCAAAAAAUGGAACGACAUGGAAAGCAUUCGACACGGAUGACACUGUAGAAGUUGUUCAAAGUGUAACAAAGGAAAAAAAAUUUUAUAAGAUUAAGUUCAUUCCGUUGAGGAAUCAAGGAGUCCUAAAAUUUGAUGUCCUAGAGGGAAUACCUUUUUGGAUUAUUUCUCAAAGUAGAAAAGUAUUACCAACGAUAUGUUCUGGAGAUGAGGAAGUGUUAUCGAACCCACAGAAUGAGGUCUUCAAGGAGUGUACAGAAUCGAGCAGUUUAUCUCCUGAAUUUAAUUGCCUAGCUGGGUUGAGUAUGUAUCAUAGGGACAAAAAGAACCACACGUGGAAAAGCUCUACUGGAUCUAUAGGUCAGUUCAUAAAGGUCUACUUUAAAAAGCCCAUACAGAUUAAUAAGAUUAAAUUUAAGCCCACAGAUGAUAUGCUAACUUGGCCAUCUGAAUUGGCUCUCCAUUUUGAUGAUGAGGAAGCGGAGGUGGUCAUACCAAUCCGUCAUACACAUAACAUGGAACAGAAUACCACUCGAUUAGAACAUCCAGUAAUUACUACAUCUGUGAUGGUAGAAGUUAGAGAUAUGCAUAACAGAAGAAAUGGAAAUAAUACAGGAGGUUCUUUUGAUAUAAUUGGAAGUACAUGCAACCUGAUGGAUGACGAUUAUAUGACUCAUCAUGCAGUAAUCGAUAUUACUCAGUGUGACAGCUCGUUGAAUAACCUACCUGAUGUGAGUCCUUUGAUGAAGGGGAACAAAAUAUUAGCCAUUUGUCAUGAACACUGCUUGGAUAACUCCGAUAAAGAAGUGAUUUAUGGGUCCGAUUUUUAUUCUACGGAUUCAGCUAUUUGUAAGGCGGCGAUACACGCAGGGGUAUGCAAGCAUGGAGAGAAGAACAGCUGUCAUUUCUUAAUUGUAGUAAAUGGUGGGCAAGCAAAUUUCGUCGGCACUUUGCAAAAUAAUGUCAUGUCUCUCAGUCAGAGCUCUAAGUCCAACUUUUCAUUUUCCCUAUCCAAUGCGUUUCCCUCCCGGGGUGGUGGUUCACAGGGGUGGUCCUACACAGCAACAACUCCAAGUAGCUACUCCGUCGUGUUUAAGACAAAAUCGGUCCUCCUCAAGGGGAACUCCUCCCCAUUCAAUGAGCUCUACUCCGGUGGGAUCGAAUUCCCCCCUGCCUCAGCUAGCCAAAAUUGUGUUUCCGGAAUGGAUUGCCAGAACAACUUUUGGAAGUUUCAGAUUCACGAAAAUGGAAGCUACUCUGUGCAGAUCCUAGUGGGGAAUAAAACAUCCCCUGAAAAGCAGAAGGCCUUUAUCGAAGUGAAUGGCAUUCCCAUCAUAAAGGGGGUGGACCUUGGACGGAACGAGGUCUAUGUCGCCACGGGAAACGUUCAGGUGACGAACAG